AUGGGCAUGUAUGGUGGAGGUGAUGAAGGGAAGGUGUUUGUGAAGAAAUCUGAUAUUUGUAGAAGGGGAAAAGAAAAUCCUCUGCACCGGUUGCUGGCCACCGUCUCCGCCACCGAAAUCAGCCGCCGGGAGCCCUGGUCCAAGGCGUCGCCAACGACGCCGUUUUCCGCUAGAGAUAUCGCCAUCCACCGCACAGGUUCUCCCAUUUCUUUCUCUCGUGCGAGAGACCUUCUGGUUUGGGAACGCCGCCGGUCGUUCGUCGCCGCAAGGGUUCCCUCCUCUCGUUCUCUUCUUCGCACAACAAUUCCGACUGACUCCGGCCACACCUCCGUCGCGUCGCCGCUGCCGACGAACCAGCAACACCAAGCUCUCUCUUCUCCAUAUAGCCACCACCGAUCCUACAAUUGGAAGCAAAACUCAAAACCACCAUUGACAAAGCCACUGAGUUUAUUGCCCUGUUUCGCCUUUCAAUCUUGGUCUCCUUAUCGACUAUUCUUUACUGAUUUGGAUUUGAUUUUGUAUGGAAUCAGUGCGUGGGAGAAAGGUAAUGAAGGUAUGUUUUGCCUGAGGUGUUGUUUGAUUUUCUUUCCAUGGUUGUUGAUUCGGAGGAUGAUGGAAAAUGAAGAUGGGGAAUAUAAGUUAUGCUGUAGGAAAGGGGAAGGUAGCAGUCGUGACUGUCUGUUUAGUGGUGUUGCCGGAGAUAGUAAAGUGGACGAAGACCCGAUGGUUUUGAUAUUGAUGAUGAGAGAAGUGUUUUUCGGUGAGAGCUGAUGGAGGAAAUUGAACCGUGCUUGAUUGAUUCCUCUCUUGUGCCUCUGUUUUUUUUCUUUUUUUUUUUGUUUAUGGUUUGGGAAUAAAAUGUAGAGUGAUGGUGAUGGGAAACAUGGUGGAGGCCGAGGUUAGGAAGGAGGCAAAGAUGUGGUGAAUUGGUAAUUCUGUUGAGUUCAUCCUUUUUCUCUUUUUUUUCUUUGUAUUUCUGUGAUGGAAGAAAUUAAUCAAGGGUGGAUGAUGAUGAUGGGAUCAAGGGCGAGAGAGAUGAUGGAUUCUGUUGGAGGAAAAUGAAUUUUGAAUGAAGGAAUUGGUUUCUGAGAGUCUUUCUCUCGAGUCAAUGGAGGAAUGAAUGGAUUGAGGUAAUUUUUUCUUGAGCAUAGCAGAGGGAUCGAGCCAAAAAGGGUGGUGUCGUGUGUGUCAUCAAUUCUGUUGGGUCCUGAGGUGUAGUGAGGGUGAUGGCAUUUGGCUAGCGUGAAGAAGCGUGGUGUGGCAUGAGUGAUGAUUCUGUUAAGGUGGAGGAUGGAUUGAGAAUUGGUGAGUCCGAGAGGAAUUGUUUGUUGUGCCUCUUCCGUCCAUCAACAUUCUGUUUUUUUUUUUUGCCUCUCACGAAUAGAUCACGUUGCCCUUUUCUUCUUUUUCUUUUAUUUUUAUUUUUUCAUUC
Molecule: messenger RNA, 1432 nt
Organism: Vigna radiata var. radiata (mung bean)
Lineage: Eukaryota; Viridiplantae; Streptophyta; Magnoliopsida; Fabales; Fabaceae
Exons: 3
Coding region: 1-771 (256 amino acids)
Source: RefSeq, a predicted model, not a curated record